AUGUCUGUUGGCGUGGCUAUUAUUGGAAGCGGCAUCUUUGCCCGCGAAGAGCAUCUGCCCGCAGUCCAAGCCGCAAAGGACUUCCAGCUGAGAGCAGUCUACUCGCGCUCUCUCAAAUCCGCCCAGGAGCUGGCCAGCGGGACCCCGGACGUGGAGCUGUACUCCGAGGACUCGGGUCCAGGAAAGGGUUACGCGGAUUUACUUGCCCGCCAGGACAUCGCGGCGGUCGUCAUAGCCCUCCCUAUCCUCGUGCAGCCGGAGUUCAUCCGCAAGGCCCUGGCAGCAGGGAAGCAUGUGCUCUCCGAGAAGCCCAUCGCCAAGGACAUCGCCACGGCGCGGGACCUGCUGCAGUGGUACCAUGCCAACGUCGACACCCGCAAGACGCUGUGGGCUGUUGCAGAGAACUUCCGGUACAUGACCAAGUUCAUCCGCGCGGCAGAGGAAGUGCAGAAGCUGGGCCGGGUGAAGAACUUCCGCGUCCACUGCCACUAUCUGGUCGAGAAGGACUCGAAGUACUACAAAACGGCAUGGCGUCAAACCCCAGAGUACCAGGGCGGAUUCAUCCUUGAUGGCGGUGUCCAUAUGAUUGCUGGCUUACGGCUGAUUCUCGGGGCGCAGGACCCCAUCACUACGCUGUCUGCGCAGUCGUGUCUCCAACAGCAGUAUCUGCCCCCGCUGGACACGGUAGAUGCAGUGCUAAAGACCAAAUCCGGGGCUACGGGGGUGCUGUCGAUCUCGUUCGGAUCGGAGUCCGAGGAGUCGUCGUUCAAAUUCAACUGUGACGGGGGCGUGGUGAAUCUGAUCUCUGACGAUCUGACGGUCAAGGGCGAAACGAACGAGAUCGCCUUUGACGGAAGAGGCGUGAGCAGUGAAGUUGCCGACUUUGGGGCAACGAUUGCCAAGGGCGAUGCGGUUGCGAAGCGACAGAGUCCGGAAGAGGCGUUGGCGGAUCUGGAAAUCUUGGAGAAGAUCCUGGUCAGCAGUGAGAAGGAUGGGGAGAGAGAGGCCUUGAGCCUUCAGGUUUAA
Messenger RNA from Aspergillus clavatus NRRL 1, 1026 nucleotides. Its product is annotated as Gfo/Idh/MocA family protein. Gene Ontology annotation, biological process: NADPH regeneration. Lineage: Eukaryota; Fungi; Ascomycota; Eurotiomycetes; Eurotiales; Aspergillaceae. The record is from RefSeq and is a predicted model, not a curated record. Gene Ontology annotation, molecular function: nucleotide binding; oxidoreductase activity. Gene Ontology annotation, cellular component: cytoplasm. The transcript is spliced from 5 exons. Bases 1 to 1026 code for a protein of 341 amino acids.